Danio rerio (zebrafish) is the source of this 2160-nucleotide messenger RNA. NCBI's taxonomy places the organism in Eukaryota, Metazoa, Chordata, Actinopteri, Cypriniformes, Danionidae. The record is from RefSeq and is a predicted model, not a curated record.
AACCUUUUAUAUACGGUUAUCAAAGCAUUUGUUAAGAAGAUUAUGACAGUAAUAAUGACUAGGCAAAUUUUAUAUAAAAAAAGAUAAAAUAAAAAAGUCUGUCAGAUACUUUCCUUAUAUUUUCAGGUAGACAACAGGGAUCUAACAGUGAGGGAAAAACAAAGGAGACUGGAGACCUGAGCGACAGAACAGGUCUUGGUUAAUCAUCACGUAUAGGAGUGAAUUUAGUGUGUGUGGGUUAAAAGCUCAUACGGCUUACUCCUGACUGAUAUAAACAUCAUUCGAAGAUGACCGGAUUCAUUUUUGUAGCUGGCAUUUCCUUGGCAUUGUGCCAAUGUGGAUUGGCGUCCCAACUUGCAUGUUACUUCGCCAACUGGUCUCAGUACAGACCUGAUGUUGGCAAGUACAUGCCAUCUAGUGUGGAUCCACAUCUUUGCACUCAUUUAAUUUAUGCAUUCUCUGUUAUUAAUAUUAAAAAUAAAUUGGCAACCUCCGAAUGGAAUGAUGAGACUCUUUACCAGUCUUUCAAUGCGCUAAAACAAAGCAACCCCAACCUGAAAACUCUGUUGGCUGUCGGCACAUUGAACUUGGGCUCAACUCAAUUCAGCAGAAUGGUGUCCACGCCACAAAAGAGACGGACAUUUAUUGAGUCCAGUAUCAAAUUCCUGAGGACCCAUGGAUUCGAUGGUCUGGAUCUGGACUGGGAGUAUCCUGGUUCUGGUGAAAGUCCUCCAGAAGACAAGCAUAGAUUCACUUUGCUCUGUAAGGAGCUUUUAAAAGCUUACCAGGCAGAGAGUAAAGCUACUAGACGCCCCAGACUCAUGCUCACUGCUGCAGUGGCUGCUAGGAAAGGAAUCAUUGAUGCUGGUUAUGAAAUUGCAGAAGUUAGCAAGUAUUUGGAUUUCAUCAAUAUCAUGACCUAUGAUUUCCACGGCUCAUGGGAGAACGUUACUGGACACAACAGUCCUCUGUACAGAGACUCCAGAGACACAGGAGACCAAAUCUACUACAAUACUGACUUUGCAAUGACCUACUGGAGAGAUCAGGGCGCUCCUGUGGAGAAGCUGAGGAUGGGCUUUGCAGCAUAUGGAAGGACGUUUUGCUUGUCAUCUGCAGUCAAUGGACUUGGAGCUCCAGUUAGUGGUCCAGCAUCAGCUGGAACAUACACCAGAGAAGCUGGAUACUGGUCCUAUUAUGAGAUCUGUACUUUCCUCCAAAGAGCCAGUGUGGAACAAAUUGCUGAUCAGAAAGUUCCUUAUGCCACCGAAGGACUGAACUGGGUGGGAUUUGAUGACCAGAAAAGCUACGAGACAAAGGUGGACUACCUGAAGGAGAAAGGCUUUGGAGGAGCUUUUGUCUGGUCUCUGGAUCUUGAUGACUUCAGUGGUCAGUUCUGUGGGCAGGGCAAAUACCCUCUUAUUGGACACCUCCACACGCUGCUUAAUAUCAGCAACACUGAGUUCAGACACCUUCCAAAAACAAUCAAGUCUGGUGGGGCAUCGGCAACAGGAAACAUUGUUACCACAACACCUAUUGUAAAGACUGUUACAUCAGGAUCAGACUUCUGUGCGGGCGGAUUAGUGGGCAUCUUUGCAAAUCCAGAUAAUCCCAUGACAUUCAUUCAGUGUGCCAAUGGCAGGACCUUCAUACAGAAUUGUCCUGCAAAGACUGUCUUUGAUCCCGACUGCUCAUGCUGUAACUGGCCAAAGAAUUAACAUCUGUUAAUCCCACAGUUGGACGCGAAGACUUUCAAAUUAUACGUUAAGUCCAAUUACACAAAGGUGUUUCAUGUAACAGAUUUCAUGUGUAAAUCUGUGUGCCACAAGUUUUAACCCACAAACAUCUUUGUAUUUUGACUUCUGUUGUACCAAAGAGUUUUUCUACACUCCUUGUACAAACUUACCUCUAUGUGCAUCUGUUAUUACUGUAGCUUGUGUGCAUUCUAGACCAGGGGUGUUGGAGUUUAUAGUUUCAGCACUUACAUGUGGCUUUCAAACAAGCCUGAUUAACUUUUAAUUUGAUCAGGAGUAGUUAGCUAAGGUUUAAGUUGUGCAGGGCUGUAGUACAACUGGUUUCUAGAGAGUCAAGGAAAAAUUCUCUUGUGAAUCAAUGCCCCUUAUGCAUAAUUGCAACUUUUAAUAAAGAAAUUGCAGAAAGUGA